AUGCUUGGCGCCGACCAGGGUGACGACCCCGACCAAGAACUCUUCUUGGGAAGCCUCACCGCGGACAUUGUGGAAAAUGCAUCAUCAGACUGGUUCGAAUGCGUCGAAGUUAAUGGCCGUGACGUGAACUUUAUAUUGGACACGGGGUCCGACGUGAACAUUCUCCCUGAGCAGCUAGUGUUGAAAUGGAAGCCCCAGCCGACUGUGACAACAACAAAGGCAAAGGUCACAACUUACCUCGUAGACUACUACUCCAAGUUUGUAGAGGUCAAGAAAAUGUCAACAACUGCAGCCUCACCUGUGAUCUCAGUGCUCAAGGACAUCUAUGCACGGUUUGGCAUACCUUCAGAAGUCGUGACUGAUCAAGGACCUCCAUUUGACUCCACUGAGUUUGGAAACUUCAACAAGGAAUGGGACAUCGUUUACAAACCCACAUCACCUCUUUUCCCUCGCUCAAAUGGACAAGUUGAGAGAACGGUCCAGACCAUAAAAGCAACAAUGACUAAAGCGCUUUCUGAGGGCAAGGAACUCUCACUGGUGCUCAUGAACCACAGAGCAACUCCGAUGAAUGGCCUCCUAUCCGCAGCAGAGAUGCUUAUGGGAAGAAGGAUCAGAACGUUCAUUCCAGCCCAUCCCAGAACCUUGUUACCACACUACCACCAUAAGGUGCUCCAGAAGGAGCUUCAAACAAGGCAGCAGGCACAGCACAAGUACGCAGACCAGCAUGCUCGAGACCUGCCACCAUUGGGCAAGAACCUACCAGUGUGGUUCUGGCAUGGAAAGAAAUGGGAAAAAACAGUCAUAACCCAAGUAGGCCCAGAGCCACGGACGUACACAGUCACAGCAGCCAAUGGUCAAGCGUACAUGCGCAACCGACACCACCUACGAGUGCGAAGCCACGCAAGGGAUCCCCAGGAAACACCUGAAGACUACUAUCCCGUUGAGGCAACAGGAGAAAGUGAGCCACACCAUUCCGCACGCCAAAGUCUUCCGCCUGACCGAUCCUCAGACCCGAGAACGGUGCCAACGCAAGCAUUCCCGAAAAAGACGCGCUCGGGAAGACCAGUGAGAAUUCCUUCAAGAUUUCUCCUGUGA
Messenger RNA from Dermacentor andersoni, 1095 nucleotides. The record is from RefSeq and is a predicted model, not a curated record. Lineage: Eukaryota; Metazoa; Arthropoda; Arachnida; Ixodida; Ixodidae.